This is a messenger RNA of Ichthyophthirius multifiliis, 1191 nucleotides long. RefSeq lists its product as hypothetical. Lineage: Eukaryota; Ciliophora; Oligohymenophorea; Hymenostomatida. The transcript has 6 exons. The record is from RefSeq and is a predicted model, not a curated record.
AUGAGGAUUAAAUAAAAAACUUAGAAAAUAAUUUAGUAAAAUUAGAAUCAUAAGUAAAAAAAAAUACUUUAAAAAUAAUAAUAACUAUAAAAAUAGAUUAACGAUUGCAAAAGUACAUUAAGUUUUUGGAAUACAGGAAAAUUAAAUAAUUAAGAGUUAAAAUGCUUGUUAAUAAUUUUCGAAAAAUUAAAAUUUGAAUUAAGAAGCAUAGUUUAAGAAUAUGAUGAAUACAAUAAUACAGUAUAAAAUAAAAAGGAAAAUGUUUAAUAAUUAAAAGAUAUAUUCCUAGACAUUGAAGAAACUCAAAUAUAGACAGCACAUGAUUAUUAAAAUGCAGAAGCCUUUUCAAUAAAUAGAGAAUAUUAUUAAAAUAGAACAAGAGAUGUUCAUUAUAGAAAUUAACCUGUAAAAUCUAUAAAAAAUUAUGCAAAUGGAAUAGUUAAAUAAAUUGGAUAUGAUAUUGAUUAAGAUUUUCCUGUUGAAGUUUUAAAAAUACCAAAGUAUAUCUAUAUAAAUUUAAUUUAAUUUAAAUGUAAAUUAAAUUCCUUAAAUGCAUAUAAAGAAUUAGUUUUUUCUAAAUUUUUCCCUAAUUAUAUUGGGUUUAAUAAUAUUGCUGAUUCUUUAUAUAAUUUAUAUUUCGUUGAAUUUACAAAAGGAAUUUCAUUAAAAAAAAUAAUAAAAUAAGGCAAAAACAGACUUAAUCCAGGAAUGAGUCUUUUUAGAUAUUGGAUGAGAGAAAUAUUUUUAGCUUUUAAGGAUAUCUUGCAUAAAACAACAUAUGUCCCUUAACUUCCUAUUAAACUAAAAAAAAUAUUUGUUUAUAAUAAACUUAAAGUAUAUAUGAAAAAUAUUGAUUUUCCUUAAUUAAGAAGAUAAGCUAUUCAUUCUCAUGAAAAAUUGGAAGCUACUUUAUUGAGAAAUUUCGGACUUAUUUUAAUUUAAAUUUUAGGAGUAUAAGAAAAUGAAAUUGAUAUAUUAAGUAAAUAUAUUGAAUUCAAAAAUUUUAUUGAAGCUAUCUUAUUAGCAGAAGAAGAUUUAGAAUAAUUUUUAAAAAAAGAGGUACUAUAAAGGUUAACAUUCGAGAACUUAUUAAGACAUCAUUUAUUGGAUGAAUAGUAUUUAUUAGAGGUAGAUGAAUUAUCAUUAGUAGAAGAUUAUGAACAUAUUUUUAAUGAAGAUAAUGAAAAUUGA